Messenger RNA from Didymosphaeria variabile, 828 nucleotides. RefSeq lists its product as uncharacterized. Bases 1 to 828 code for a protein of 275 amino acids. Gene Ontology annotation, molecular function: ER lumen protein retrieval receptor activity. Gene Ontology annotation, cellular component: endoplasmic reticulum; membrane; cis-Golgi network. Gene Ontology annotation, biological process: endoplasmic reticulum to Golgi vesicle-mediated transport; protein retention in ER lumen. The record is from RefSeq and is a predicted model, not a curated record. Lineage: Eukaryota; Fungi; Ascomycota; Dothideomycetes; Pleosporales; Didymosphaeriaceae. The transcript has a single exon.
AUGACUGGUGUAUAUGCUCGCACAAGGGAGCGAGAGAAGGCGUGGAAAUUCGGCAUGUACUGCCUCGUCGCACCUAUUGCCAUAACUCCGUUCUGGUACUGGCUAUUCCAUGAGACCGUCAUUGGCAAAAAAGCGUUUCUAAGGGUCAUGUGGGUCUUUUCUGAGAUUCUAGAAGCUGGUGCCGUGGUUCCGCAACUCUUACUUCUGCGUCAAACCACGGUGCCCACCGUCCUUGAUUCCUUCUAUCUAGUUGCGCUCGGAGCAUACCGCUUUCUCUAUAUCCUCAACUGGAUUACCCGUGCGACAAAAGAAGAUGAAUACAAGGACCCUACGUCUUGGGUUUGGGGAACCAUCCAGACCGCGCUCAUCCUCGAUUUUGCCUGGGUGUAUUGGAGCCGACAGCGAGUGAAGCUUCGACGAGGCGGAGUUGUAGACUCGGAGGAUCUAGGCCGUGGCUGGCUGGUGGGUCGCUUCGUGGGUCGUAAGAGUGUCGACUUCGAUUACAACGAAGAGGAGGCGCGGCCUGCUGACCAGAACGGUCGCCCAAAAAACGCCUGGGGACGGCGAGGCAUCUCGGUUUCUGCAGACGAGGAUGUGCAUGGCGCCCCUCGCGGUAAGAAUUCUGUAUCUGGCAACGAGGACCCAGAAGCCCAGCCUCUAGCAGACCCUGCCGCUUUUGAGGAUGAUGAUAGCGACGACGCUCUGGAUGCGCCACCUCCAGCGGCUCGAACAACACACGAGAGUGGAGUUAGCGGCGGCGACGAGUGGAACGAAGACGUGGACGCAGAUGCGCAGGAACAUGAAGGAGUUCCAGAACGAACAUCCUAG